AUGAGGAAAGAAGUAGAAAAUUUGGAGGAGAGCUUGUGGGAAGAAAGUGCAGAUGCCCCAAGCGAUCUCCAGACAGUGAAUAUCGAAGACGCGAGAGGCGGGGAGAAGCGCGAAACCGGCGUCACUGGCUGCCAAAUCAAGGAAAGCAGCAGAGGCACCCUGGUACCCAAGCUUCUUGUCAGAAUAGAGACAAUGCGAAUGGUCUCUCUUGGGGAGAAUGGGAAGGGGAUGGAGGAAGGAUUCGAAGAGAGAAGAGCGGCCCAUCCAACUGACACUGGCCCACCCACUGCCAACCACCCUUUCAGCAGCAAAGAGCUCGACAAACCGGGCAUGCAACGAUUCACUCGCCUAGCUAGUAGAGAGUCAUCUCUGGCUCAUGUACAAAAAUUGAAUUACAAUAUCUGGGGUACAUUGGACAUUUCGCCUCAGCGAGGACGCAGUUGA
Messenger RNA from Aspergillus pseudoviridinutans, 444 nucleotides. RefSeq lists its product as uncharacterized. NCBI's taxonomy places the organism in Eukaryota, Fungi, Ascomycota, Eurotiomycetes, Eurotiales, Aspergillaceae. The record is from RefSeq and is a predicted model, not a curated record. Bases 1 to 444 code for a protein of 147 amino acids. The transcript has 2 exons.